GAGAGACCCCGCUCCGGUAGAGCCGUGGCCGGAGCUCCGUUCCAUAGUCGGUUUUUGCAUCUGACGCGCGGCGGGCAGACGCGGCCGGCCGCUGGGAGCGCGAUAUGCACGAGCGUGUCAUAUGACACGCGUGACAAGUGGUGCGCGGCCGCGGCGUUGCUGGCACACACCAGACACGAAAACGGGAGACGGUUAUCGCGCGCGGCGGUAGAAUAAAGAGGAGAGACCGAAGACGAGAGACAAAGAAAGAGGAGUAACGGAGGAGAGAUAGAGAACGAGAAAGGAAGAAGGUGGGAUAGAGGGGAGGGGAAAAGAAACGCUCUUGCGUGCGUGCGUGCGUGAGAUCAUCGGUUUAACGUUCUCCGUAGACCUAGACUGGGUACUCCCCCACGCGUUCUCGAAGCUGCGACACGGUAUACGAUACGGUAACGGCGGGUGCAAUUAUGUUACCGGCGCGACGUGGCGACGGCAUCGACGGACGACGACACGCCGCCCAGCAUCAUCACCCACGCACCGUCGGAAGACAUCUCGACGUCGUCGCGGGGCCCCGCCGCACCGCCGGAUCGCUCGCGAAUAGUUAGACCUCGAUGACUCCUCUCUUCACCUUUCCGCCCGUCCCUCGUUUCGUUCCUCGGAGCGAAAGAUUCAGAGUUGCCUGCGGGGAACACGACCGUGAUUCUCGGCAGGUUUUAGGAAUGCGGGUGCGGGUGGCGAGGGGAGGUGAUGGUCCGCGCUUGAGGUGGUCGUUCUUUCUGGUCGCAGUGGUGACGGUGGUGCGGAUCGCGGGUGCGUCUACGGACACGCUACCGUUGUCCUGGUCGUCGCGAGUAGAAUGUCCAGGCGGGUGCAAGUGCGCGGACACCGACAGCGGUGGCAGUCUGCAAUGCGCGGAGCGGGACUCCUCCGACCUGGUCUUGCCGCGAGACGUCACGAGCGUGUCGCUGAGGGAUGUCCGGGAGUUCGCGAUCCGGGCGAGCGUCUUGGAGGGUGCCACCGGGCUGCGAAGUCUGGCCUGGUCGUCGAGCGGCGUCGAGAGAGUGGAAGCCGGCGCGUUCCGCGCCACCGUGCGCCUCGAGCGAAUCGAUCUAGGUGAUAAUCGGUUGGCCGACUUGCCGUCGGACGUCUUCCAUCCAUUGCAUCAACUCCAGUACCUGAACCUCACCGGGAACCGGCUGGUCGCGCUGCCGCAGCAGCUGUUCCGCCAUCUGAACCGCCUUUAUGAGAUCCGUCUGGCGGCGAAUCUGCUCUCGGUGCUGCCCUAUCAGGCGUUCGCGCCCGCCAAGGAGCUCGUGCGGCUCGAUCUCAGUCGUAAUCGGCUGGUCUCCCUGCCGGAUCACAGCUUUCAGCCGAAUCGGCAGCUGCAGGAGCUGCGACUGUCCGGCAACCGGCUGACGAAGCUGCCGUCGCGGCUGUUCUCCGGCUUGACGCAACUGAAAGUGCUCGAUCUCGCCGACAACGCGAUCGACGCGUUGCCGCGUGGCCUCUUCAGCGACCUCACGGCCUUGGAGUACCUCGAUCUCGGGGGUAAUCCGAUCGUGCGUCUCGCGGACACCGCGUUUCAAGGCCUCGCCAGCUUGCGAUGGCUCGAUCUGAGUCGUUUGCCGAUCUCGUCGCUGCCCGGUGACGUCUGGCGACCUGUCAGCAGGCUGAGGACCCUCCUGCUAUCCGGGACCAAACUGGAGAACCUUCGGAACAAGAAUCUGGCCGGUCUGGCCGAGUUGGAGACCCUGGAAAUCACAAACGGCACGUUACGGGAGAUCGGCCAAUUGACUCUGAACGAGACCCCGUCCCUGCGUAGAAUCGACCUGCGCGACAACGACUUGACUUUCCUGCCGGCGAACGUGGCGAAUCUACCGUUCCUGGACGAGUUGCACUUGCAGGGCAACUCGUGGGCCUGCGACUGUCGUAUGUUUUGGUUCGUCAAGUGGGCGGAGAGCAGGGCACAUCUGCGUGCGGCUUUCCAGAGCGGGCUCAAGUGCGGCCACGAAAGGGGCACCGUGGACAUCCUGCAGACGUUGCGCUACCUCGAAUGCAGCCCGCCGAUUCUCGUGCGGACUACCAAAACGCAGCAAUAUCUCCUUCUGAGUUCGGUGCUGUUGGAAUGUGAGUUCAGCGGCAAUCCCGCGCCCUCCUUGACCUGGGUGACCCCGAGCGGUCUGGUGCUCCAUUGGGUGCCGGAUCCAACCUUCCCCGACGCCUUCGUCGAACAUCCGAAGGUGCACAGCUGGCUGACGGAUCGGCCAGUCGUCAAUGAUAACCGCAUUAGCGUCCUAGAGAACGGCUCUCUUUACAUCGCGACGCUGUUGCGGCAAGAUGUGGGCAAGUACAAGUGCACGGCGGUCAACCCGAUUGCCAAUGAGACCGUCUACAUAACGCUGGAAAUGGAUCCGGUUACCUUGCACAAUAUCAAGAUCUUUAGCAUCCUCGUCGGCGCGAUUUGCGCCGUGACGUUUCUUCUGAUGACGUUAGCGUUGCAGCUGCUGCGAUACAUCUUCGUGAAGUGCGGAUGCAUCAAGUGGUGCCUGUGCUGCAGACGCGUGGGCGUGACGCCACGGGCUAAGCAGAUCUACCAGAUGCUCGACAACAUCGAGCAGUACAAGAGUCAGCAGCUCGAAAGACUGAGGGAGAACUACACGCAGCAGGUACACAGAAUUAAGGACAAUUGCGUUCAGCAAGUGGAAUGGAUCCGCGACAGUUACGAGGGUCAAAUGCAGCAUAUACGAGACAUACGGGACUACGGUACCACUCACCUGACCGCGCUGAGAGAUCAGUACUACGAUCAGGUGAAAAGAGUGCGGGACUAUUCCACCAGCCAGCUGAACUGGGUGCGCGAGAAUUACGUCUUCCAACGGAACAAGAUCCGCAAGUUCAGCGCCCAUCAGGUGUUGCGGUUACGCGAGAGUUACAAGUACCAGCAACAGACACUGUCCAAGGUGCUGGAGAACCUGCCCAAUCUGUACUUCGAUAAUUGCCGGAGCGGCUCGUGUGGCAAGAGCGACUCCAUGGUAUUCGAUCCUACCAAGGACGACUUCGAGAAUAUGAACACCUAUUUCAAGGCAAAGAUCGACGAUCUGGUGGCGGGAGCGAGUCUGGAGGACGUCAACAGCGAGUAUUACACGCCGACCGAGCUAUCGUCGACCAGCCCGCAAGGCCAGAACCCGUUGGAAGGUAUUCAUAUCAAUUACAUCGAGGAAAGCGGCCCACCGCCGCCUCUGGGACCGCCUACAGUGUUCCCUGCUUCGGUGAUACUGCAAUGUAUCGACGAAUACGCCAGCACAGUGUCCACAUACAAGAACAACGAGCAUGACAAGCCGAUCUUCAAAGGCUCCAACGGUACAGUCUUGGCUAAGGAGCCCCGGAGAAAGACACCGGAAGUCUUGGGGCUUUUAGCACCUAGCAACAGUCUACCUGAUCUUCCACGCGAGACUAAACUCUAGCCGACAGAAAUUAAAGCGCGUUAAAGUGGCCAAGAAUGGGUUCCUACUAUCAUUUAAGUUAUCAGAAACAUAAGGGGGAAGAGAUUGUUCUCGGACAAUCAACGGCAGUGGAGCGUAAUGGAAGGAUCAUCGCCAUCCUGCGUCUGAUAAGUAGGAAUCGCGUCUUCGAUAUCGAGGAUAUCGCUUGAAGCUUCUUCCGCUUUUCAUUAUACGACUGAUUCGAGGAGAGUGCCCUAGAAAAGACAGUUCGAGAAGAACUCGUGUCAAGUGCCAAGAAACAGGAGAUCCUUCCUCUGUCGAGAUUGCAAGGACAAGUGUGUGCGUGUGCUAAUCUAGGAGAACAAAAACAAAUUAACGGACAGUUUCCAAGGAUUCUCUUGAUAUGGUCGACCUUGCAACCUGUCCGUCUCUCGUUAAGCAACGUGUGCUUUUUCAUCAGUGUCAUCGUUUUUGGGUGACUACCAUCAUCCGAGAGGAUAAAGAGAAAGACGCGAAUUGCAUUUCGCGUCCUCGUCGACUCGGCUGUAAAUUUAAUUUCCUUUUAAAAGCGCGACGAGGAAGAAAUGUAACUUCGCCUAGUUGUCAAUUCCAUGAGUCUUGAGGUUGCGAUUUCCGUAAGGAAUCAUUCUCAAUCCUUCCUGUAAAUAGGCGUGAAACUUUUAUGUAUCAGUGAUACCGCGAGAAAAAGUCGGAUUAUCCUCUCAUUGCGAAAGACUGAGGCGGCGAGAUCGACACGCCAGCAAUCGUCCGUUUGUUUUUCGUCUUCUUCGUCUCGAUUUUCUCGUGAACAAAAACCGGCGAAAAACCUCGGCGUUCGAUCGUGCUCGCGUCCUUUCUUUUCUUCCUUUUUUUUUUAACCGCUUGUGUUUAGCGCAGUAGGUUACAUAUUGUUCGAGACAUAGAAGUAUAUGCCUAUCGAAGAAAGAAAAAAAGGAAACAUACCAGAAAAUAACCAACGUACGUACUUAAUUUUUUAAUCAUUACAGCAAUAUAUCUCCAACCAGUCGGGCUUAUCAUUCGCGCGGAAAAUAAUUAAAGGGAGAAGAAAUUGUAAUAAAGAAAAAUUAUAUUGGCUGUUAGAUCUUUCGACCUAAGGCAGCGUUUCAGAGAAAGAAAAUUGUAUGUACGGAUUUAGUUGCUCUUAUACAAAUUUUACAAGAUGCGCCCCUUUGUUGAAUAAAUCCUGACGAAUCGUCGCCAA
Molecule: messenger RNA, 4638 nt
Organism: Temnothorax curvispinosus
Lineage: Eukaryota; Metazoa; Arthropoda; Insecta; Hymenoptera; Formicidae
Product: leucine-rich repeat and immunoglobulin-like domain-containing nogo receptor-interacting protein 2
Exons: 4
Coding region: 588-3437 (949 amino acids)
Molecular function (GO): protein binding
Source: RefSeq, a predicted model, not a curated record